Diabrotica virgifera virgifera (western corn rootworm) is the source of this 3199-nucleotide messenger RNA. RefSeq lists its product as uncharacterized. NCBI's taxonomy places the organism in Eukaryota, Metazoa, Arthropoda, Insecta, Coleoptera, Chrysomelidae. Gene Ontology annotation, biological process: signal transduction; establishment of mitotic spindle orientation; regulation of establishment of bipolar cell polarity. Bases 174 to 2921 code for a protein of 915 amino acids. Gene Ontology annotation, cellular component: spindle. The transcript has 11 exons. The record is from RefSeq and is a predicted model, not a curated record.
UCACCACGAUCAUGUCUGUCUCGUGAAAUUUUAACCCUUGCGGUGUUGUUUCUAUGCCAUCCCAUCCCUUCAUUAUGUUUUCCUUUUUAUUUAAAGAAGAAUCCACCGCUGAGUGGAUUCCGACUUUGGAGUUUUAAAAUGAUAUACGUUGCUAAGAAAAAUUCAAGUAAAACAUGGACAAAAAGAAGCGGCAAUCCCUUAGUAUCGAUCGAGCAGCUUUUAUUUUACUUAGGAUUAAAAAGGUUUUCAAGAAAAAGAAGGAGAAAUUAAACGAAAGUGCUUAUAUGACGAUACUAUGUCGAACGGAUCAAAGGGCAGCUUCCGUCAGCUUUGAAGGGACCAGGCGGACAGGCAGAAAAUGUCCACCUCUUCUGCGUUCAAAAACAUUACCAGCUAUCUUUACACCGACAGGAAAUAUACUUGCAGAGCAAUUGAGCAAUCAAGUUAGGGCUCUCUACAAUGCUGCUCAACAAGGUCAAUUGGAAAAGCCAAGAGUAUCAUUAGAUAAUAAUGUAAAUAGAUUUAAUGCUCAGUUGGAUCAGCUAGAUCAAUUAAUGGAAGAAGUGAGACAGUACAGGCCCGGAAACGAAAUUUUGGAAUCUCAUGGACCUCUUCGGAAAAUACAGAAGCGGAAAACUACCAUAAAACAAUUGUUUUCAGCUGCUAGCAAGUUUCAGAGAAAUUUGCACAGGGGAAUAUAUUUGGCCUGUAUCCUCUACCACGAAGACAGAAUACUCCUCACCAACGAAGAUUUCCUACCUGUGAUAGAAAUAGACGAAAUAUUCCCUAGUUGCAUUCACACAGAUCUCUACUGGCUGAUGAAGGUCGCCUGUAUAUGGAACGAAACUAAGGUGUUGCGAUUCGAAAUGGAAAAACAUAUCUCAUCGCGUAUACAUUUUCGGAAGAAAAUACUCUCUGCUGCCAUUCAGAUGCAGUCUUUACUAUGUUUGCAAGACUUAGGACAGAUAUAUCACAAACCUUUAAAAGACUCGCGUGGUACUAUGGUUUUAAGCGUCGUUAACUAUGUUAAAUCUCCUAGGAAUGUAUCUCUUCUGAAUUCAAGGUGGUUGCCAAUGAGCAAAGUUUUUAAGAAAAUAGUAUUAAGCGAUGACCACAGUUUGUCGGAAAUGCUCAUGGCCAGUAUAAAACAGCAAAUUCAUUACCAUCAAGUUUCUAGUUUAAAACUCAAUAGAGGUUUAUAUUUGGCAUAUCUCAAAAUGCAGAGUUCUGUCGAUACCAUCGAAGUUAUUGUGAGUUCCAAGUCACCAAACAUAUUACCUCAUUGCAAGAUAAGGGAUAACCCACGGGUUACCACAGAAGAAUGGGGAUAUCUUAAGCAAUUGAAUCGUCCAGAAGUGGUAAACAAUACCACAGAAGUUCAAAGGAAUUUUCUAGAUUUAGUAACCAGUGCAUCGAAACGUCUGUUCAAUUACAUGGACGUCAACAGUGACGAUAUUAUUAGUCAUAGAAUAUUCGAAUCGAAUAUUAUUGAACUAAACGAUGAAGUUAGUUUUAUAGUUAUAUGCCCGUCUGCGGAGUUAUCGUGCGCGGUACCAGGACAGAGGGAGCUGCUGUUGCAGAGAGGUGAUCUGCUUAGUUUGCCAAUUAAGGUAUUUGAAAUGAUUCAUUUGAACACCUACAAACCGCACAUCACCAAGAAGUACGCGAAGUUAAGCUGUAGCUUGGAGCUUGAUAUAGCAUCGGCCGAUCACCUGCAUAGAGAAGCUUUUUCCAACACUGAAAUUGCCAGCGCCAAAGCGAAACUUUUAAAACUUCAGGAGUUGCAAGAUAAGAUGAACAAUAUAUGGAACAGUGUCAGGUGGUUAAUGAACGUUAUUACAUUUGCUAGAGAUCGAGUUUCACUGGGUAUAUCUAUAAGAUGUCUUAUGCAAACGGAAUCUACCGAUUUCGGAACACCGGGUCUACUACAGAUCCCUCCAGAAGAGAAAUUGUUAAAGCAUACACUAGGUCGAGGAUCUUGGCCAGGUCCUGGUCAUGUGAUGUCUUCAGCGAACCUUAUAACAGAGUUCAGUAAAAGUGAACAGAACCUCAACAUUAACGAAUACACCAAUAAUUAUAGUAAUAAUAGCUUAAAAGAACCGCAAAGAAAAGACAGCAUUACACCGGCUAAAAGCGAAAACAUGCUGUGCAGGUUAGCCACCCCGAGUCAACAACGAGAAAGAGCAAACACCAUAUGUAACAUGUCGUCCAAUAUAGAAGUACCCCUUCUAUCAGUAAAACAGUCCAACAGUCUAGCCAGUAUAAACACCAUUAACGUAACAGAUACCUCAAAUAGUAUUCAGAGCGUCAGCUCUGAUAGCGACUGUAGCCUACAGCCCUUUAUGGGAUCGUUUAACAAAAGACGAAAAUCCAAAAUGGUGACUUCCAAAAGUAUGAUAAAUGUCAAACAAAGCCUAAAACUCGAAAAAGUAAAAUCUCCCAACAGAGCUUUAUUGCACCCAGAUCUCAAUUCCAGUUUGUCGAAAAGUCUGACCAAUUUUAACGCUUAUAUAGAUGUAGAGGAUGGUACAAAAGAUACAGGGUUAUAUCAAAGUGAUUCUAAGAAUGAGAAUGGAAUUCUGCAAGUGUAUGCUGCCUAUGAAACUGGUUUGGCAUCUGGAACUAGUCUAAAACUACAUGUAACGCCACAAACGACUGCACGUGAAGUGGUCGAUCUAGUUGUAAAACAACUCAACAUGGCCGUCAUCCUCAAGGGCAAAGAUGGUCCAGUGUAUGACGUCGACAAGCUGAACAAUUUUUGCCUUGUGGCGGUGAUAGGUGCGAGGGAGCGUUGCCUUAGGGAUGAUUUCAAGCCUUUACAUCUUCAAAACCCUUGGAGGCAGGGAAGGUUGUACGUUAGACAGAAACAAGAUGUUCUAGCCGCUCUUGAGCAUAGUAGUAAACACACUUUGAUUAUUUGAAAGUUUGUUAUUUAAACAAAUAUGUUAAAAGUUGACAGAUUAUUAAGGUGGCAUUUUUUAAUGUUUUAAAAAUUCAAUUCUAAUACAUAGUCCAAGAGGCAGCGCUGAAAAAUCUCUUUGAAUUUACUAAAGCUACAUUUUUCACUGUAAUUUACUGUGAUUGUGUGGAAAAACAUACUGCGGUCGGUCAAGCGAAACGUAGAACAGGGGUUACUGAGAGGGUAUCAAAGUUGCUUUCCUACGAAGGUAAUUAAAUCCAUUUACUAAGGCUGAAAAUC